AGGUCGAGCGCAGCGAGGUGGAGAGUUUCGCCAAGGCGCAGGGCCUGAGCACCGAGGACGUGCGCUCGGAGUUCGCGGCGCUCGACACGAACGGCAACGGCGAGCUCGAGGAGACCCCGUGGGUUCGGCCGCGCCCGAGUGUGGAGAUCAACCGCGAUGGCACCGGCGACGCUGCCGCUACCCCUCCCGCCAUCGCCCACGGCGUCAGGAGGACGAGAUCCGCAGCACCCUCGAGCACCCCGCGCCCGCCGCGCCCGCGGCCGCGCAGCCCGCCGCCGCCCCCGCGGCGCAGGCAGCCGCGGUUCCGGCGGAGCCUGUGCCGGGCUUGCUGAUGGAGCUCAAGAACGUGCAGGCCGAGGCGGAGCUGCACGCCGGCAAGGCGCUGGCGGAGGUCUUCGCCCGCACCGCCACCAAGGCCCUGGAGGCCCGCAGCCAGGAUGCCAGCAAGGCCGAGAAGCUGGAGAAGGCC
Molecule: messenger RNA, 469 nt
Organism: Prorocentrum cordatum
Lineage: Eukaryota; Dinophyceae; Prorocentrales; Prorocentraceae
Source: the annotation of a GenBank genome assembly